Iphiclides podalirius (scarce swallowtail) is the source of this 789-nucleotide messenger RNA. Lineage: Eukaryota; Metazoa; Arthropoda; Insecta; Lepidoptera; Papilionidae. The record is from the annotation of a GenBank genome assembly.
AUGGACCGGCCUAGCACCAGCCAGCAGUCCGUGGAGAAGGUGGAGAUGUUCGAGGUGCGGGAGCACAUCCCGUACCAGGCGGAACUGACGCGGGCGCCGGGCGCGUAUGACCAGGAGAGCGGGGAAAUGUACGACUCAUCGUGGACUUCGGCGUGGCUGGCCAUAUGCCAACUGUUCAACCUCCUCCAUCACAUGCAGAUCGCGAUCGUGGUGUUCUGUCUGUGGCAUUUCGCUCUGACCGCCGCGCCAAACGGCUCCAUCAGCAAUCUGCAAUUGCACAUUAUAUUCGCUGGAACUGGAUAUCAAUUGUUUCUCGUGGAAGCAGUACUCACCGUGCACCGGCAUAACGCAUGGUCCAGUCAGCUAUCGAAAGACAGCAAACGGAUAGUACACGGAUGUCUCCAACUGAUCGGUUCAGUGUUCGUUAUAGCGGGGACCUUCCUCGGACUGGCUGAGGCGAACAUGCAGAUCAACACAGCACAUGGAAUAUGCGGUGUGAUUGCUUUAGCAUUCUCCUUGAUAAGCUUUGUUACUGGCAUCAUAGCUCUCUUCUCAUCGAAAGUACGUUUAAUGAUUAAGAAUGGGCCAGUGAAGAUUUUGCACAUAGCCGUUGGACUGUUUGCAAUCUCUAUGGGUCUCAUCACCAUGGUCAUUGGAUUCAACAUGGACUACUUCAGCGCGUCUCAGGGCGGCCUGUCAUCAGCCCUAAUGGUUUUCGUAGUAAUGAUUCUGAUAUACGUGGUAAUCCAACCUAUUGUGGAUUUAGUGUCCACUACACGCAAUACAAUG